CUCAGAAAAAAACCCCUUUUCUCCUCUCUCACCUAGGGUUUUUAUUCGAUCUUCCAAAUUUCAAUUUGUCGAUCGCCAUGUCGUCAACGGGAGCGAAGAUCACCCUCAAGAGUUCCGACGACGAGACGUUCGAGGUGGACAAGGCGGUGGCCCUGAUGUUGCAGACGAUUAAGCCCCUGAUAUUGCAGACGAUUAAGCCCUUGACUGAGGAUGAUUGGGUUGAUAACCGGGCCCUGAUGUCCCUGACGAUUAAGCCCGUGAUUGAGGAUGAUUGCGCCAAUAAGGGGAUCCCUCUGCUUAACGUCACGAGCAAGAUCUUGUCCAAGGUGAUUGAAUACUGCAAGAAGCACGUCGAGGCUCCCAAGUCUGACGAUCGUGCCACUUCUGUGGACGAUGAUGAGCUCAAGGCCUGGGACGCUGACUUUGUCAAGGUUGAUCAAGCCACCCUCUUCGAUCUCAUCCUAGCUGCAAACUACUUGAAUAUCAAGAGCUUGCUUGACCUGACGUGCCAGACAGUCUCAGAUAUAAUCAAAGGCAAAGCACCAGAGGAGAUCCGAAACACAUUCAACAUCAUUAAUUCCUUUACACCUGAGGAAGAAGAGGAGGUUCGCCGGGAGAAUCAAUGGGCCUUUGAGUGAAUGAUGUCCACCCUGGAGAAGACCUUUGAGUGGUUUUUAGUUUUCAUGUCAUGUGCUGAGAAUGUGGGGUGCUGUGUCAAUCUAAUGUUUAUCGUUCAAACUUUUUUAAGUUUAGCAAAGUACCUUAAGUAAUCUUCUCAAAGUUCUGCCUACCAACAGUUGUUAUUUUGCUACCCUUUAUUCAACUUUGAUGUUUCAUUGGGAUCUUUCAAUGUUAUUAUCGAAUAUGUUGUUUCUUCUGGUUAGUUUCUGGUUUUCA
Molecule: messenger RNA, 897 nt
Organism: Rubroshorea leprosula
Lineage: Eukaryota; Viridiplantae; Streptophyta; Magnoliopsida; Malvales; Dipterocarpaceae
Source: the annotation of a GenBank genome assembly